Molecule: messenger RNA, 5571 nt
Organism: Haliaeetus leucocephalus (bald eagle)
Lineage: Eukaryota; Metazoa; Chordata; Aves; Accipitriformes; Accipitridae
Gene: PLCH2
Product: phospholipase C, eta 2
Exons: 22
Coding region: 12-5411 (1799 amino acids)
Biological process (GO): phosphatidylinositol-mediated signaling; lipid metabolic process
Molecular function (GO): calcium ion binding; phosphatidylinositol-4,5-bisphosphate phospholipase C activity
Source: RefSeq, a predicted model, not a curated record
UGGAAAGAUGUAUGAGUUCCAUGCAAACUGGUACCCAAAUGAUCAAACUCCGUGGCAGUUCCAAAGGGUUGGUCCGCUUCUAUUACUUGGACGAGCACAAGUCGUGUAUUCGUUGGAGACCCUCUCGAAAGAAUGAGAAAGCCAAAAUUUCUAUCGACUCUAUUCAGGAAGUUUGCGAGGGGAAGCAAUCAGAGAUCUUUCAGCGCUAUGCUGAUGGCAGUUUUGAUCCCAACUGCUGCUUCAGCAUCUACUAUGGAGACCAUAUGGAAUCUCUUGACCUGGUAUCUUCCAGUGGAGAGGAAGCACGCACCUGGAUCACAGGGCUAAAAUAUCUGAUGGCAGGGAUCAGUGAUGAAGACAGCCUCUCAAAACGCCAAAGGACCAGAGACCAGUGGUUGAAGCAGACAUUUGAUGAGGCAGAUAAAAAUGGUGAUGGCAGUCUGAGUAUUAGUGAAGUGCUCCAGCUAAUGCACAAACUGAAUGUGAACCUACCCCGACAAAAAGUCAAGCAAAUGUUUAAGGAGGCUGAUACGGAUGAUAACCAGGGCACGCUGGGCUUUGAUGAGUUCUGCGCCUUCUAUAAGAUGAUGUCAACACGACGUGAUUUGUACCUGCUAAUGCUCACCUACAGCAAUCACAAGGACUACCUAGAUACAGAUGACCUGAGACGCUUUCUGGAGAUUGAACAGAAGAUGACGAAUGUGACUAAAGAACACUGCCUGGAAAUCAUCAGCAAGUUUGAACCAUGCAUGGAGAACAAGCAGGAGGGAGCUCUGGGGAUUGAUGGUUUCACCAAUUACAUGCGGAGUCCAUCAGGGGACAUAUUCAACCCAGAACACUACCAAGUGAAUCAGGACAUGAGUUUUCCUUUGAGUCACUAUUUCAUUACCUCUUCACAUAAUACCUACCUCAUGGGAGAUCAACUGAUGUCCCAGUCUAGGGUGGACAUGUAUGCAUGGGUGCUACAAUCUGGCUGUCGUUGCGUAGAAGUUGACUGCUGGGAUGGGCCGGACGGGGAACCAAUUGUCCACCAUGGAUACACUUUGACUUCCAAAAUACUCUUCAAAGAUGUGAUUGAAACUAUCAACAAAUAUGCCUUUGUCAAGAAUGAGUACCCUGUUAUCUUGUCAAUUGAGAACCACUGCAGUGUCAUUCAGCAGAAGAAGAUGGCUCAGUAUCUUAUAGAAAUUCUGGGAGACAAACUGGAUCUGUCUUCUGUGCACAAUGAUGAUUCUACCAAGCUCCCUUCCCCAGCAAGUCUUAAAGGAAAGAUACUGGUUAAGGGAAAGAAACUUCCAGCCAACAUCAGUGAUGAUGCAGAGGAAGGUGAAGUUUCUGAUGAGGACAGUGCUGAUGAGAUUGAUGAUGACUGUAAACUAAUGAAUGGAGAUGCAUCUACUAAUAGGAAAAGAGUGGAGAAUAUAGCAAAGAAGAAACUUGAUUCACUGAUAAAAGAAUCCAAAAUCCGUGACUGUGAAGAUCCAAACAAUUUUACAGUUACCACUCUACCAUCAUCAGGAAAGGCUGGUCUAAAAUCAGAUAGUAAGAAGAACAAACUUGAGGAUGAUGUGGAAUCUGGGGAAGACUUCAGUACCAAUAAAAGGCACAGCCGAUCAUUGAUGGGCAGUUUUUCUAAACGCAAGAAAAAAGGAAGCAAAUUGAAAAAGGCAACAAGUCUGGAAGAGGGUGAAGAUGAUUCGGAUUCUCAAGGAAAUUUAGCCAGGAGCUCUGUACAUUACAGCAGAAUAAACCGACAGAAGAAAACAAUGAAGCUGUCCAGGGCGCUCUCUGACCUCGUGAAAUACACAAAGUCUGUUGGCAUCCAUGACGUUGAAACUGAAAUCUCUUCCAGCUGGCAGGUUUCAUCUUUCAGUGAAACAAAAGCCCACCAGAUACUGCAGCAAAAGCCAGCACAGUAUCUACGUUUCAACCAGCAUCAGUUGUCCCGCAUCUACCCAUCUUCUUAUCGUGUAGACUCUAGCAACUACAAUCCCCAGCCAUUCUGGAAUGCUGGAUGCCAACUUGUUGCACUAAACUACCAGUCAGAGGGAAGAAUGCUGCAACUCAACCGGGCCAAAUUUAGUGCCAAUGGGAAUUGUGGCUAUGUCCUCAAACCAAACUGCAUGUGUCAAGGUGUCUUUAAUCCAAAUUCUGAAGACCCACUGCCUGGUCAAUUGAAGAAACAACUGGUUCUGAGAAUUAUCAGUGGUCAACAACUCCCAAAACCACGUGAUUCCAUGUUGGGAGACAGAGGAGAGAUCAUAGAUCCAUUUGUUGAAGUAGAAGUUAUAGGCUUACCUGUUGAUUGCUUCAAAGAACAAACUAGAGUAGUUGAUGAUAAUGGUUUUAACCCAAUGUGGGAGGAAACACUGGUGUUCACACUACACAUGCCAGAGAUUGCACUGAUUCGGUUUCUUGUGUGGGAUCAUGAUCCAAUUGGUCGUGAUUUUAUUGGACAGAGAACAAUAGCUUUCAGCAGUAUGAUGCCAGGUUACCGACACGUGUACCUGGAAGGUAUAGAAGAGGCAUCCAUCUUUGUUCAUGUGGCUGUUAAUGACAUCUGUGGUAAGGCCAAACAAGCUCUAGGUCUAAAAGGCCUGUUUCUCAGAAACCCAAAGCAGGCCUCUCUGGACAGUCAUGCUGCUGGUCAGCUCCAUCGCAAACAUUCCUUUAGCAGCCACAUCUUGAGACGGACAGCCAGUGCACCCACCAAAAGCCAGAAGAAGAACAAGAAGGGCUUUCCUGAAAUUGCUUUUGACACAAAAGACAACAGCUCUGAAGGGGCUGGUGAAGACCGUGAAGUGGAAGCUGCCUCACAGCCUCGCUUUGAGCAAGAGCCAGAAAGUGCUUCUCUGUCACCAGCUCCCCGAGAUGGUGCCAGUGGGGAGGUGCAUGGCAAGGGGUUGAAAGGUAAGGCCCAUAGUUCUCGUAAAGCCAAAAGCCAGAGUUGUGCUCGAGGGGGUGCUGCUUUCAGUGAACCCAUACAGAGGUCUAACAGGGUCCGGCUUCAGGAGCACCAAAGCGAGAAGCAAAGUGUCUUUGCACGCUGUGCCAUCAACAGCUCUGGUAGGAUCGGAGUGGCCACCAAUUGCAUGAAAUGCAUGAUUGGUUCCAAAGAAAGCCCAGAUCUAGAAUGCAAGUGGAGUGACCAUCCUUCCAGGCCUAUUGCUAAAGAUACACUUCACCAUGAUCAGUAUAGCAGUAUAACCGGAGAAGAGAGGUUAGAGUUAAAAAACUGGGGUGUUAAAAGUCAGCCCAGGCAGCAAUCAGAUUUGCAGUCUUGCAGCAGCCCUGGAACUGCCGAUGAUCUAACAAGGAGCACCCAGUCUUUUGUGACCCCAGGGAAGAAAAAUGUUGAAUCUAAAUGUCACGGAAUAAAGGCUCAUGCCCGGCAGCGGUGGCAGUGCCAAUCAGGUGGCAAGUAUGGAAGCACUGUCAACUUGGUUGCAGCCAGCAAUGGCUCUGUAUCCUCCAACUCCAGCAGUCUAGAAAGCCUUGGAAGCCCAGAAUUCCCCAAGCACUGGUCUGAAACUUCUCGAAGGCAAGUGGGCACCCUACAGAGGGAAAUGAACGCCUUGUUCGUUCAAAAAUUGGAGGAAAUUCGAAGUAAAUCCCCUAUAUUCUUUACUGUUGUGGGAAAUAGUCUUUUUGGCAUGAUGGCUUUGGCUCUUAGGGUACAGGUUAUAAACAUGGCAGAUGGAUGGAGCAUUUUCUUCAGCCUAGAAACUAUCACCGAAGAGCCUGUUAUUGCCAAUGAAAACCAACGUGCCAGCCUUUUCUUCCCUCUACCCAUUACUCCUUACAGUGAUUCUGAAGAAGGGUCUGUAUCUGAUCAUUCCACCGAAUCUCGAUCAGAAGUAAGCAGCACAUCCAACCGGCCUCAAGAAUCUCUACUCACUAGAGAACAAAGAACAAAUCUGGCUGCAGAAGACCAAGUGCAGGUAGUCACCAGAGCAGCUGACACAAGUUUAGUAGUCCAAGAAGAUGAGAGGACAAGCAUAGCAGGAUGUCUCAAGGAGGAAAAUGGUUGGACACAGGCAUGCGGUAAAGCUGAAGAUCAGCUUGGAUUGGCAGUGCAUCCUCAAAAAGCCUGGCUGGUAGUGGAAGCUGGUAAGACUGCUGGCCAACCUGGUGAAAACUGCCAGAAGCAAAAUGACCAACCAGGUCAGGUAUUAGCCGACAUGAAAAGCACCAUUGAAUCCAAAGGGAAAAAAAUUGGUGCAGCAGCUGUUCUACUCCAGAAAAACAAUGCGAUUAACAGCACACAGACAACUUUGCUUCCAGACACCUUCCAGAAAGCCCAGGCUCUACCUGUUCCUGUUUCUCAGACCAGCUCUUACAUGUUAGUAAGAAGGUCAAAGAGUGAAGGACUGAAGAUGUCAGACUCCUCAGCCUUAAUAAAAAUUCCAAGUAGCCUGUCUCCAGCAGCAGAAGUAUACUUUGAUGCCACUGUUAAUGACCGGAUCUGGAGCAAGCUAGAUUGCAGCAAUCAUCGUGACAGCAUGUCUUCCUCUUCCAGCAUGUCCUCCAAUGACACUGUGAUAGAUCUCUCUCUACCGAAUCUAGCUCGCAAAAGCCUUCCAGAUCUUGGCAUCCGUCACGAGAAUUUUGAGCCCCUUGCCAUAAGAAAGGGCAUGCGCCCGCGAUCUGCUACAACAUCCGGUAACGAGAUGCCAAUGGUGAGCAAGAGCAAAUCCAAUCCUAACCUGAGGUCUGGCCAGCUGCCAGCAGAUGAAUUGUGCCCCCGUCCCCUUGCCAGGAGCCCUCAGGAUGCGUUCUCGUCCAUUCCUAGAAGGCAUACCUGGAGCAGGCUGUACAUGGAAAGUCUCAGACAGUCUUCUAACAAAUCCAAAGCACACGAUAUGGUUGGGAAUAACCAGGCAAAAUCCAAGAGUCUUGGAGACCUUACCUCUGAUGAUAUUGUGUGCACUUUUGAAAGCAAAUACCGUAGCAUCAGCAGGAGUUUUGUCACUCGAUCAAUGCGAGAGCAGCGCCGCUCUUCAGGCCUGAGAUCCUCAGUCAAAUCCCAGGAUGAACUGACUGAGCAGCUGAAGAAGCUGACAGCCUUUCAGCAGGAAAAUGACAUCACUUCCCCUAUCAGUCUCGAUCCAACUGAAUCUGAAGAGGAAGGGGAGAGCUUGGGACUCCUUCGCAGGUCUUCCUCUCGCAGUCAGAGCAGGGUGCGGUACAUUGCCAACAGGGCUAAGCAAGCUCAGGAGAGACAGCGGCUGCAAAGCCUAGGCCAGCUCAGUGGGAGUCCCAUCGAGGAGAGAGGAAAUCCAGAGGGAGCCUGCAGCGUUGCAAAAGCAGUUUGUAUGGAUAUAGCUUCUCCUGCCGUGUUUACAUCCCAGCCUAAGAACCAAACUGAUUUUAAUACUGACACAGAAGUCUUCUUUAUGCUGAAACUGUAGUUCUGGGGAGCACUGAAUAAGGCAAUGUUUACAUUCCUGUCCAAAAAAUGUAGUGACCUGAGAGGCACAAAUAUCCUCGUAUGGCUUAGUGCUUCCUGGCCUUCUCUUGAUUGUAAGGAUACUUAAUAUCAUGACUCCAAAAGAACAGAUGAGCGUUAAA